AUGACUCCUCCAUUCAUCUACCUACCCAUUCUGACGACUCCUCCAUUCCUCUACCGACACAUUCUAACGACUCCUCCAUUCCUCUACCGACUCAUUCUAACGACUCCUCCAUUCCUCUACCGACCCCUUCUAACGACUCCUCCAUUCCUCUACCUACCCCUUCUAACGACUCCUCCAUUUCUCUACCGACUCAUUCUAACGACUCCUCCAUUCCUCUACCGACUCAUUCUAACGACUCCUCCAGUCCUCUACCGACUCAUUCUGACGACUCCCCCAUUCCUCUACCUACCCCUUCUAACGACUCCUCCAGUCCUCUACCUACCCCUUCUAACGACUCCUCCAUUUCUCUACCGACUCAUUCUGACGACUCCUCCAUUACCCUACCGACCCAUUCUAACCACGCCUCCAGUCCUCUACCAACCCAUUCUAACGACUCCUCCAUUCCUCUACCGACACAUUCAACGUUUCUUCCAGUCCUCUACCGACACAUUCUAA
Pecten maximus is the source of this 495-nucleotide messenger RNA. RefSeq names its product 36.4 kDa proline-rich protein-like. The transcript has a single exon. Lineage: Eukaryota; Metazoa; Mollusca; Bivalvia; Pectinida; Pectinidae. The record is from RefSeq and is a predicted model, not a curated record. Bases 1 to 495 code for a protein of 164 amino acids.